AUGGGGACUUGGGAGGUGGUGCACCAACCACCAGGAGUACCACUUGUGGACUCUAAGGUUGUGCUUCGGCUGAAGCUUGACGCUGAUGGUGUACCUGUUAAGCACAAAGCGCGACUGGUUGCAAGGGGCUUCACACAGAGAGAGGGGAUCGACUACCAAGAAACCUUCUCUCCAGUAGCACCCCUCGGAGCGAUCAGAGCCAUCUUAGCACUAGCAGUGCAGAACAACUGGGAGGUACAUGCUCUGGACAUCACUAUGGCUUACUUGAACUCCACAUUAAAGGAAGCAAUCUACAUGAAGCCGCCAGAAGGAUCAGGAGUAGCACCCGGCAAGGUGUACAAGGUAGUCAAGGGCCUAUAUGGCCUAAAGCAGUCUGGGCGAGAAUGGAAUCAGGAGUUCGACAGGUCUUUGCGACGCAUGGGAUUCUUCCAGGUAGAGUGCGCUCCCUGCAUCUACACCAAGGGACAGGGUGAAGAUAUGGCCAUUGUGGUCAUCUAUGUCGAUGAUACAUUAGUCAUAGCACCACGGCUGGAAACGGUCCUAAAGGUUAAGAAGCAGAUUGGUCAGAGAUGGAAGAUGGAAGAUAGUGGUGAGGUCUCUCACUUCUUGGGCAUCAAAAUCAGUCGAGACCAUGCGAUGCGCACCAUGACGAUUGGUCAGUCAGGGUACAUCGACCAAGUGCUGGCAAAGCACCUGGACAAACGCACGAAGCCGACCAUGGUUCCAAUGCAGAGCAUACCGGAGGGAACCCUUGUCGCAAGCGCAGCACAACAGAAGGAGUAUCCGGUGAUCAUUGGCAAGCUGCUCUGGGUUGCCAACAGCACCCGGCCCGACCUUAGCCUUACUGUGGGUGUUCUCGCUAGGCACAUGCAUGAACCAUCACAGGAGCAUUAUCAGGCAGCACAAAGGGUCCUACACUACCUCGAAAGCACAAGGCAGGUUGGAUUGGUUUAUAGGGCAAGUGAGUCGCAAGAGCCACUGGUUGCACACAGCGAUGCAAACUGGGCAAGCGAUGCCACCAUACAGAGAAGAAGCACAUUGGGGUCAGUGGCAUUAGUGUAUGGGAACCCAGUAGCCUGGAAGUCAGCGACACAAAAAUGCGUGUCAUUGUCCACUGUCGAGGCAGAGUUCAUUGCAGCCACGGAAGCAACACGUGAGGUGCUCUUCCUCAAGCAGCUGCUACGCUCAAUUGGCAUUGCCACAGGCACACCGACGGUCUACUCGGACAACACUGGUUGCAUACAGGUUAGUAAGGACCCAGCACAGCACUGGAAGCUUAAGCACAUCGACACCAAGUAUCACUUCAUCUGUAACAAUGUACAAGAGGGAAGGGUGCAGAUCAGGUACAUAGACACCACAAGAAACUUGGCAGACGUACUCACGAAGCCCAUUGGGAGGCAGGCAAUGCAGCAAGCAAGAUCUGGGCUACACCUGCAAAUACCGGCAGCAGUGUACGGAACGGGGUCCCCGAGCUAUGCGACAGUGUUGAAGAACGGAGGUCACACUUUGAAGCAACAGCAUAAUGAACAGGGUACAUAUGCUGUUGAGGGGGGGAGUUGA
Molecule: messenger RNA, 1560 nt
Organism: Ustilago hordei
Lineage: Eukaryota; Fungi; Basidiomycota; Ustilaginomycetes; Ustilaginales; Ustilaginaceae
Exons: 1
Coding region: 1-1560 (519 amino acids)
Source: RefSeq, a predicted model, not a curated record